AUGUCGUUAAAAAUAUCUAAGAUUAUCUGCAUUCAAGACUCAGUCGAUCUGGAUACUCGGCCUGAUCGCCAGCUAGCAAGAGAUUGGCAAUCGCGAAAAAGUAAAGAGACCGCUGGCACCUCAGUACACUUACACUAUCCAACAUUUAAGGGUAGCUCUCUAGGAAUCGGAACGGUCAAUGGUGGAACAUUCAAUGCUGGAUU
This is a messenger RNA of Ambispora gerdemannii, 203 nucleotides long. The record is from the annotation of a GenBank genome assembly. NCBI's taxonomy places the organism in Eukaryota, Fungi, Glomeromycota, Glomeromycetes, Archaeosporales, Ambisporaceae.